This is a messenger RNA of Anopheles coustani, 825 nucleotides long. RefSeq lists its product as uncharacterized. Lineage: Eukaryota; Metazoa; Arthropoda; Insecta; Diptera; Culicidae. The transcript has 4 exons. The record is from RefSeq and is a predicted model, not a curated record. The coding region runs from base 1 to 825 and encodes 274 amino acids.
AUGAAAAAAUUGUUGUUAUUCCUCCUACUGACCUAUUUUUGCUCCACGGUUUUGUCGGCCAGCAUUUUGGACUACCUGUCCUUAGCAACCGAUGAGGUAGAAGCAAAAGACGAAGAAGUUGGCCCCAGCAAUUGCUUGUGCAAUGGGCCAUCUUGCAUUUGCUGUAUCGAUUUCAACAUGACACUCAUCGAUCUCGGUGGACCCGGCUGUGUCCGACUAAAGUACCUCUCGGCGGACGAGGGUAUCGCACUGAACGUAUCCUACGGUGAUAGCGUCCUGCACAGCCAACGCGUCAAGGGUCCGGAUCCGCCACCGACGUGCCUGAAUGUGUUCUCGAGCCUCGCGCAAAUGUGUGCCCGUUUUAGCGAACUGUUGCCUACGGAUGAAGGUUUGCGCGGUUGCCUCCAGCUUGAGCCGAUGCUGCUCGGAGACGUGCAGAUCGAGCUUCCACUCGGUUGCUUCCGGAUGGGCCCGAAAGGCAUGGAGGUGAUUAAAUCGGCCGAAGAGCAGAUAAAGGAGCAGAUUCCCAGUGAAAGCGAGGAAACGCCUGCAACGACGCUCGCGCCAGCGGUGGAAGAGAAACCAGCGGCACCAGCGGGCAACAGUACAUCGGCGCUUUCGCUGCUGGACAACAUUUCCACUGCCGACAUACUGGCGGCGGUCAGUGAAUCGACCGAUGAGGGUAUUGCGAUGAUUUCCAACUGGCUCGGUCUGUCGGUAAAUAGUGUGCAAAAGCCAGCCGCUGCCGCUGCUGGGGCAACGGAAACGGAGAGCUCGACUACUCCCGAAGGCGACAGUGAUAAGAAGGAAGAGGAAGAAGAAUAA